GAAGAUGGCAAAUACCUGUCAUUUGACAGCAAAGGUAAUUUGGUUUUUGCCACAUUUUGACAGUAUUAUAAAUCAAUUUGAACUAACCCUGCAACAUUGCCAUCAUUAGCUGCAGACGGUGAUGAGUACUUCCAUUUUGGAAGAAUGGUGGCCAUGUCCAUUGUUCAUGGUGGUCCAGGGCCUCGUUGCUUUUCCGAGAACUUCUACCACUACCUAGUGGGUAAGGUGAAGACUAUUGAGGCCCCAAUUGCAGACAUACCUGAUCCUGAACUCAGGAAUGUUCUACUUGAGAUUAAGAAUGCAACAACUUUGGAAGAACUCUUGGAACUUGCAGAUAAGCACGCUAGCAUGCUUCCGACAGCAGGAUGCUAUCGAUGCCUGAGGACACUGGAGGAUAAGGAACAAGUUGUUAAUGAUUACAUCCAGUGGUAUUUCACCUACCGCAACCAUGUUUCCUUCCAGAGGUUCAAGGACGGCCUGGCUACCCUGAACCUUUUCAAUGCUCUGGAACAACAUCCCUCCCUGUUCCUGCCUUACUUGGUUUACAGCGCGGAAGACCUGAAAGCAGAGACUCUAGAGGCGCUGUUCCGUCCACAAAUGAGCCCAACUGGUAGCUCAAACCGCCAGGAGGAGGAGAGAGUGCUUGGCUACUGGCUGGACUACUUAAUCGCUGUAAAAGAGGAAGCAUCUGGGCUGUCCCUGCAGGACGUUCUGAUGUUUGCAACAGGCCUAAAAUAAAUCCCAGCAGCAAAAUUAACACCACAGCCUCAACUCACAUUCCAGAAACACUCAAGGUUUCCUGAGGCUAAUGUCUGCUCAAACACAUUGAAACUCCCGAUAUUACCCUCAUAUGAGAUGUUUGAGGAAGCCAUGAGUUAUGGAAUUAGGAAC
Messenger RNA from Gadus chalcogrammus (walleye pollock), 891 nucleotides. RefSeq names its product G2/M phase-specific E3 ubiquitin-protein ligase-like. The transcript has 4 exons. The coding region runs from base 145 to 738 and encodes 197 amino acids. Lineage: Eukaryota; Metazoa; Chordata; Actinopteri; Gadiformes; Gadidae. The record is from RefSeq and is a predicted model, not a curated record. Gene Ontology annotation, molecular function: ubiquitin-protein transferase activity.